Molecule: messenger RNA, 2108 nt
Organism: Spirodela intermedia
Lineage: Eukaryota; Viridiplantae; Streptophyta; Magnoliopsida; Alismatales; Araceae
Source: the annotation of a GenBank genome assembly
AUGCCAAUAAAGAUCGUCAUGGAGUUUUCUGAUCUGGUUUGUUCACUAGGCUAUCCCCAGGAUUUUGAUCAAAACCUAACCAUAACAAGUUCUGCCUCCUCCAAUGACACUCCAAUACAGGUUCACCUGGUGAUGUCUUCUAAUUUCUUUAGAUGUAUAUUUUCUGUCAUGCACAUUGAAGAUCUCCCUGCAAAACCUGACUUUUCCUUCUUUAUGAUUUUCAUUGACAUCUACUUAUUCCAUUAUUCCAACUCGGAAAUGAAGGAGGUAACCAUUUUAUACCACCAUCACUACCAGAUGAGAUUGAGGGCUGGAGAGGUCAGCAACAUGAUUCUGAUGCCUUCCUUUCCAAUGUCAGAUCUUCUUGAUGUGUUCUAGCCAUCGCGCAAUUUUUUUUGUUGCCAGAUUUCUCCCCCAUGACGGGUUUGUCUUAUCCAUAUUCUUUCAUUUGGUCUUCAUUGAACCAAAUCUGGAUCCAAGGUCACUUCAAAAGGCCCAGAUAGCAGACUAGAGCCCAUUGCUAGAUGUAUUACUUAGCUUACUUGGUUUGGUUCUGAGAUUGAUGGGAAUGUGCAGGACGUCAGAUCUUCCAUAACCAUCAUUCCAGAAGAUAUUUACUUGUGCUACUCCUGGAUCUGCACAUGGCUGGCAAUUUUGGAGGCAAAUUCCUGUCGGUGCUGACUAGUGUUUUUUCUACUAUUCAGUCUUUCACAUGAUUGACAUCCCAUUGUAGAGUCCUCCUUCACUCUACUCCAUCUCCAGGAGUCCUGGAUCUCCUAUAGCCGAGAGCCUGCGUAAACCUCUGCUCAAGACUAACUUGGUUCUCUGCCUGCUUCACCUGAGUUUCUUGUGGGUGGGCUGUUCCUCUUUUUUUUUAAUCUAUUUGGGGAUAUUUUCAUUCUCAUACUCAGAUCAUAAUAUCUUUUUAUUAUGAGUCGUCAUGCCAAUUGGAUCUGGGUAAAAAAAAAAAGAGCACCUCGUAUAGAAUUUUACAUUUUGACGUUCGUUAUUUGUGGGAGUAUAAUGGUAACUACAUAUAUUAUAUAUGCCUCAUGUGCAUUUUAUUUCUCGCAUUUGCCAGGGGGAGGAGGCCACACUUCAGCAGGCUUUGAGUAUCGUUCAGAAAAACAAGAACGACUAUGUGGCAUUGCUCUUCUAUGCAUCAUGGUGCCCGUUUUCAAGAGCCUGCAAACCCAAUUUCAACGCACUGUCUCUGUUGUUUCCUAGCAUCCGCCACUUCGCAUUUGAGGAGUCUGUCAUCAGGCCAAGGUCUGACGCGAAUCAUGUUCUUGAUCUGGUUUUAUUUGAUCAUUUGGAGAGGGGGGAGGCGCGAUUUCUGACGUAAAAUCAAUCCGACAGCAUACUCUCCAGGUACGGAGUUCAUGGCUUCCCGACCCUCUUCCUCAUAAACUCAACGAUGCGGGUUCGAUAUCAUGGCUCCCGAGCCGUGGCUUCUCUCAUUGCUUUCUACAACGAUGUCACAGGUGAAUCUUAAUGUGAUUAUUCUAUAGUUUAUUUCUGUCAAAUUUUCCAUUUCCAACGACUUUUCCUGGAUAAAAAUCUGAGUUUUGCUGCUUAAAAUAACAAAAAAAGAAUCAUGCAUGAGAAUUGAACAAGCUUCUUGUGGGUUGCAAACCCAUUUUUUUUUAUAACGUUCGCUUCCCGCAGGCAUCCCGCUGAGGCCACUGGAUUUAGCAUCCCUGGAGAGGCUCCUGAGGGCGCCGAUCAAUGGCAGGCCCAAGGACGUGGAGCUGGAGAACUGCCCCUUCUCUUGGGCGAGGUCGCCUGAGAGGUUCUUCCAGGAAGACACGUACCUGGCACUGGCGGCGGCCUUCGUGGUGUGCCGGGUCGUCUACCUCCUCCUGCCGUCGGUUCUGGGUUGCGGCCGGCGGGCCUGGCGGCGGCACGGCGGCGUGGCGAGGUUUGCGAGCCUGUGGGAUGGCUCUCGGAUGGCCUUUGCGAAGCUCAGCCUCAACCCCUGCCGCCGGCGGGAUUUGCAGGAAGGGGCGAUGAACGCAAAGAUCUGGGCUUCGAAGUCGCUGGUCCCGGUCACCAUGGGUGAGCCGAGUUCUGUAAGGAGGGCGCAUUCUGGGUUCCAAAGAACAUGA